This is a messenger RNA of Myiozetetes cayanensis, 7781 nucleotides long. It is a transcript of the gene SYNRG, whose product is annotated as synergin gamma. The coding region runs from base 32 to 4285 and encodes 1417 amino acids. Gene Ontology annotation, cellular component: clathrin coat of trans-Golgi network vesicle. The transcript has 23 exons. The record is from RefSeq and is a predicted model, not a curated record. Gene Ontology annotation, molecular function: protein binding. NCBI's taxonomy places the organism in Eukaryota, Metazoa, Chordata, Aves, Passeriformes, Tyrannidae.
CCGGUGACAGACGGCGGGGCCGAGCGCGAAGAUGGCGCUGCGGCCCGGGCCCGGCACGGGGGGCACCGGCGGGGCGGGCGGCGGAGCGGCCGGGGCCGCCAGCUUCAUGUUUCCUGUUGCAGGUGGCUUGGGCCCCCCUCAAGGGAUGAUUCCUAUGCAACAGCAAGGAUUUCCAAUGGUUCCUGUCAUGCAGACCAAUAUGCCAGGGAUGAUGGGAAUGAAUUAUGGUUCUCAGAUGCCUCCUGGACCCAUGACCAUGCAGGGUGGGAUGCCCCUGGGGCCGAUGCCGGCGGCCGGAAUGCCGUACAUGGGACAGGCAUCUUUCCUGGGAAUGCGCCCAGCCACCCCCCAGUACACCCCCGACAUGCAGAAGCAGUUUGCAGAGGAGCAGCAGAAGAGGUUUGAGCACCAGCAGAAGUUCUUGGAAGAAGAGAGGAAACGGCGGCAGUUUGAAGAGCAGAAACAGAAGCUGAGGCUCCUGAGCAGUGUGAAACCCAAGACAGGUGAAAAAAGCAGAGAUGAUGCCUUGGAAGCCAUUAAAGGAAAUUUAGAUGGUUUCUCUAGAGAUGCUAAAAUGCACCCAACACCAGCAUCACAUCCAAAAAAGCCAGAUCAUCCCACACCAUCCCAUCCCGCUGUAUCUGUUUCCCAUUCUGCUUUUCCCGAUGAUGAAGAAUUUAGUGACUUUAUACAAGGGCCCGUUGAAAUCCCCAAACUGGUGCCUCAACCCACCUCUCAGCCUUUCCAGCCUUUCCAUCCUGCCACUGAGGCUGGGCAGCUGCUUUCAGAAAAGGCUGUGCUCCAACCUCUCCCUCCAGCCCAGACUCCAGUGUUGUCCACCCUGCACGGCACAGCUGGGCAGGUUCCUUAUUUUCCUACCUCUGCAUCUUCACCCAGUAUCCAUAAAACAGGCUCUUCCUUGGAGGAGAAAGUCUUAGCUAAUGGCUCAAAUGAAUCUGAACAGGAGCAAACCAAACCUAAAACAUCCGAAGGUGGGCACAAAGCCUCGGCUGCAAGCCAAGCUCAUCCCAGUCUAACCAGCAGUGACUGGGAUGUUGUAGGUGGACAGGAAACUGGUCCCACUGCUGCAGAGGUGCACAAGGCUUCAGAACAAAACAGAGCAGUUGAAGAGUGUGGAGUUGGAGUGUUCCCUUCCCAGGACCCAAUUCAGCAAAUGAUGCCUCCUUGGAUUUACAACGACAGCUUGGUCCCAGAGCUGUAUAAGAAAAUCUUAGAAAGCACUCUGACUCCUGCUGGAAUAGAUACAGCCAAGCUCUACCCCAUCCUGAUGUCAUCUGGGCUGCCCAGGGAGACCCUGGGGCAGAUCUGGGCUCUGGCCAACCGCACGACGCCCGGGCAGCUGACCAAGGAGGAGCUGUACGCGGUGCUGGCCAUGGUGGCCGUCACGCAGAGGGGGAUUCCCGCAGUGAGUCCCGACGUGCUGAACCAGUUUCCCGCUGCUCCUGUUCCCACUCUGUCGGGGUUCCCUGUGGCCCUGCCCGCGGUGAGCCAGCCCCCGCUGCUGCCCUCGGCCCCGCCGGGCUCCGUGCCCUCCGUGCCCUCCGUGCCCCUCGGCAUCGGGCCCCCCGUCAUGGGCAUGGGCAUCCCGGCCCCGGCCCCGGCGGGAGGAGCUGCAGCUCAGCCUUCCGGAGCCUUCCUGCCCUCCUACCCGCCCGGCCAGGUAGUAAAACCAGAAGAUGAUGACUUCCAGGAGUUUCAAGAUGCUUCAAAGUCUGGCUCCCUGGAUGAUUCUUUCACUGAUUUCCAAGGGGAUGUAGCCGGUUCCUCCAAAGCAGCCAGUUCCCAGCACCGGAGCAGUGUUCCUUCCUUACUAAUGCCACUCCCAGGUAAUAAGCCGCUCUCACCAGCUGAUAAAUACGCUGUGUUUAAAGGAAUGGCAGCUGAGAAGCCUCCUGAGACUGCAGCUGCUUUUGGAGAUGGAGGGGACAAGUACAGCGCUUUCCGGGAACUGGAGCAGCCAGCAGAGAGCAAAUACUUGGGAGAUAACCUUGCAGAGUUCAAGCCCGCAGGAGUCGAUGAUGGUUUCACAGAUUUCAAAACCGCUGACAGUAUCUCACCAUUAGAGCCACCCACAAAAGACAAAACCUUCCCUGCACCCUUCCCUCCUCUGCCUGCUCAGCCAAAGCAGCAAACACAAGCCAAGACCCCUUUGAACCUGGCAGACUUGGAUCUCUUUUCCUCUCCUGGAGAAAACAAGCAGCCGUCCUUUCCACCUGCAUUUAACACCUCAAAACCGGGCUCCUUUCCUCCCCCGCCCCUUCCAUCCACCACUGCCCAGCCAGCACCCAGCAAAACUUCCAGCUUAGCUGAUGACUUUGGAGAGUUCAACCUUUUUGGGGAAUUUUCUAACGGCGCAUCAGCCAGUGGACAAGAUGACUUUGCAGACUUCAUGGCUUUCAACAACAGCGGCGGAUUUUCCGAGCAAAAACCGGAUGACAAAUACAAUGCACUGAAGCUGGAGGCCGGUCCUGUUCCUCAGGCUGGCUCUGCUGCCAGCACAGUGAAGGGUGGGCAGAGUUCUGCCACCACUGCUACGCCCACCAAGUAUGACAUCUUCAAACAGCUGUCUCUGGAGGGCUCCGGAGCGGGCUUUGAGGAGGCGAAGGACAGCACGCUCUCCUCGGUGAAGAGCGAUGAUGAUUUUGCCGACUUCCACUCCAACAAGUUUUCUUCCACGGGCAGCAGCGUGGAUAAGUCACUGGUGGACAAAGUGGCAGCUUUCAAGCAGGCCAAAGAAGACUCUGCCUCGGUGAAGUCCCUGGAUCUGCCGUCCAUCGGGGGCAGCAGCGUGGGCAAGGAGGAUUCCGAAGACGCGCUGUCUGUUCAGUUUGACAUGAAACUGGCUGAUGUGGGAGGAGAUCUUAAGCAUGUCAUGUCUGAUAGCUCUUUGGAUUUGCCAACAGUUAGUGGCCAGCAUCCACCAGCAGCAGAUAUCGAUGACUUAAAAUGUGCCCCUCUGGGAAGCUGCACCAGUGGCUCUGCAGUCAGCAGCCUGGCCAGCUCCGACUGGUCCGACAGAGACGACCUCCAGCAGGGCAAGAGGCUCUCCCAGCCCUCGGGGAGCGGAUCCUCCGCGGCCACUUCUGUCCUCCAGAAGAAGGAGACCUUGUUUGGCAGCUCGGAAAACAUCACCAUGACAACGGUUUCCAAAGUGACAACCUUUUCCAGCGAGGAUGCCUUACAGGACGUUUCCUUUGCAGCCUUUGCAAACUUUAAAGACUCCGGGCCGAUCUCCAGCGGGCCAAGCGACGAUGACAUCGCAGACUUUGGGGAUUUUGCGAGACCUUCCUCGGAAGCUCGGGGUGCAGCAGCAGCUGACGCAGCCCAGGAGGCAGAUCUCCUCGCUGCCGGUGUCUCCUCUGAGCUGCGAAGGGAAUCCACGGAUGACUUUGGAGAAUUCCAAAGCGAGAAACCAAAAAUCAGCAAGUUUGACUUCUUGGUGGCAACUUCCCAAGGCAAGGUGAAAUCCAGUGAAGAGAUGAUCAGGAGUGAGCUGGCUACCUUUGACCUGUCUGUGCAAGGGUCUCAUAAAAGGAGCCUGAGCCUGGGUGACAGGGAGAUAAGUCGCUCCUCACCUUUGCCAGCCCUGGAGCAGCCGUUCAGGGAUCGCUCCAACACCCUGAGCGAGAAGCCGGCACUGCCCGUCAUCAGAGACAAGUACAAGGACCUGACUGGGGAGGUGGAGGAAAGUGAGAGGUACGCCUAUGAGUGGCAGAGGUGCCUGGAGAGUGCCCUGCAGGUCAUAAAGAAAGCAAACGACACCUUAAAUGGAAUAAGUAGCUCAUCUGUUUGCACUGAAGUUAUCCAGUCUGCCCAAGGCAUGGAAUAUUUACUGGGGGUUGUGGAAGUCUACAGAGUGACGAAGAGAGUGGAGCUGGGCAUCAAAGCAACUGCUGUUUGCAGUGAGAAACUGCAGCAGCUGCUGAAGGACAUUGAUAAAGUGUGGAACAACCUGAUCAGCUUCAUGUCACUCGCUGCUUUAACGCCAGAUGAAAACUCCCUGGAUUUCUCCUCGUGCAUGCUGCGCCCGGGGAUCAAGAACGCCCAGGAUCUGGCCUGUGGAGUGUGCCUCCUAAACGUGGAUUCCCGAAGUAAAAAUGAAGAGAAACCUGUGGAAGAGCUUCCUAGAAAAGCCUUUAAUUCCGAGACAGACAACUUUAAGCUGGCCUAUGGAGGGCACCAGUACCACGCCAGCUGUGCCAACUUCUGGAUCAACUGUGUGGAGCCCAAACCUCCAGGGCUCAUCCUGCCAGACCUGCUCUGAAAGCAGCUGCACUGAAGGUGGAGCUUUGGGUUUAACAAUGCAGGACUUGGGGUAACUGGUGGGGUGGAUUCAGUGGAGAGGCUGGAGCUGGGCUCAGGGUUUGAAAUGUUUGGGGUGGAGUUUUGGGCUGUAACAGGUUAAAGCCACUGUCACAGACAGUGAAAGAAGUCAUUUGAAAUGGCCAAGGGUUCAGAAAUAAUCAGAAAAAAAAUGUAGCAUGGCAAAAAAAAAAAAAAAAAGAAGUGGCAUUUCAGACUUUCUCAACAUGAAAACGUGUUAUUUGGUAUAAAAGCAGCCUGGUGGCCACGUGCACAAACCUGGGGGGAGCCAGCACUGAGCUUCCCAAAGAACCUGGAAUGCUGGGCUGAUUUGCAUAGAAGUGACCACUUAAGUACUUGGAGCCUGUAUUUGUAAGCAGAUCUUCUCUUCAAGGUGUUUGGGAUAUGGACCAUGAUGUUGUUGUUCAAAUAUUUGCUGCUGUGAUAGCACCUGAGUCACAGCAGCCAUGGAGGCAAAAGGAAUGAUGGACUCGCUGCUGUGGAUUUAACACCUCCAGUGCUCUGUGCUGGGAGCUGUUCUGUGUGCACAACUGGUUGGUGCUGGGGGGUGGGGGCUGGAAAACUCUUGAAAUUUUCCCUGUAAUAUCUGGAUUCUGCAGUGCAGGCAGCUGGAGCUUAAAACUUGCAGCUUUGUUGUAAAUACAGAUAAACUUCCCUGGAGUUGUCCUGAACUCCAGGUGUGAUUUAUGUUUUGUCCUGACCCUUUGGUAGCUGUGUGGCUGCAGCUCUGUUGAAAACUGGACUCUUGCUGAUGCAGCACAUCUGCUCCUGUGUAGAUACUUUCCCUUUUUUGGAUGUUGAGAUGCUUUUCCUGACGGGAAUCCUGUGUGUGGCUCGUGCAGGCUGCUGCUACCUGCAGGAACCUGUUCCUGUGAGUCAGAGCUGGCAGCACCAGGUGGCCCUUGGCUCCUGUGACAGGGAGUGGGAUUCCACAGCAAGGGAUUUACCACUGGAAGGUGGUGGUUUUAGCAAGCUGGUGUUUGGGGCAGGGCAUUGUCUCCCUGCUGGUCUGUGGUUUGUGGCAGGUACACACCCCUCUGGACAGGAGAUUUGUAUCAUUUUGGCACAAAAUGUUACCUGUCCAUCUAAAGUACCUGAUUCUUCCCUCAGAUCCAAUACCCAGAGGACAGUGCAGUGCUAUUACAGGAUUUUAAACCAAGUGGGAGCUUCAUUGCAUUAUAAGAGACUUCCCACUGUCCAGUCUGGGUCUGCAGGGAACGAAGUGGGGUGUAAAUCCAUCGGGGUACAACUUUCUCCUUAAUUCUCUGACUUAAAUUCCUCAGAUCUCUCCCUUCUCCCCAGAGAUAUCAACAGCUGUUCCAAGUUAAUCUUGCCUCCAUUUAUGAGUACCUGCCAUUGACCUGUGGUUAUUUGCCAAACUGGAGAUUACAGCGAGGAAAACGAUGCUUUGUAUUUAAAAACAAACAGGCUUAGUUAUACCAAACUAUUAAUUAGCCCAAAUGAAAGAAUCUUGGCUCAGAGGUGUCUGGCUCCUUAUUUACACCAAUUACAAUAAAUCUUGCUGCCUCAAAUUAGCUCAUUCAUAAAAUAGAGCAACGUGUGCCUGCAGUCACAAACUCGGGCUAAUCCGGCGGCAGAUUUUCCAUGGUGUGACAGGGACUGCCCACAUCCUUUCCCAGCAAUUAUCCAAAAGCCAGGGAAGCCUCUCACUGCUUCUCUCCCUUCAGGAGGUGUGCAAGAGCUCCAGCAGCACAGCCUGUGCAGUCAGGCCCUGCUGUGCCCUCACCAGGACAGUUCCCAGGGCAGUUUGGGGACAGGAGCCAGUGCUCCCUUUUGCCUCCCGAGUUCCAGGGAGCUCUGUCUGACUUCAGGGGGAGCCUCGUCUGGCUGUGAGCUUCUCCAGUGGUUCUGGGAAUGCUGUACUGGGAAAAGGGAGUUCAUUGUCAGCCUGGGUUUCCAGCACAGCCCCUCAAGGGCUAGACAGGAUUUAUUUUUCCUAAUUAAAAGAGGAGAUCACAAAUAAGAGGCCACAGCGUGGAACUUAAAGCACCAGCUGGAUUGUCACAGAGGCAUUUCGCAGUGGUGGCUUUCCUGUACUUGCUGUCAGGUCAGUGCCCUCUCUGAGCUGGAUCCAUCGUGUCUUUUGGCCCAUAAAAAAUGCAGUUCCAGUUGCAGCAGAGCUCACUGCAGGAUGGCACUGCUGCUCUCCUGCUCCCACGGAAGGGACAGCACAGGCACCGUCCCUGCCUCUGUGGGAGCAGAGAGUGUUCUGUUCCCAGCACCCUCCUGUCGUGGGAACACAUGGAAUGUUUCUUGGAGAUCCCCCCACAGAGGCCCUGCAGGGGAAGGCUCAGCUCACAGAUCCCAGCCAUUCCAGUGACUCACUGGAGGCUCAGCAUCCUCUCGGAUGUCGCUGCCAGCCCAAGCCCAGUGUCCUUCCAAGCUGUAUCCAAGGUGACAGGAUUGUCACAGCCCACCUUCCCCCACUGCCUCUUGCACAGGCACCUGGACACGCUGCCUUCCCUUUGGCUCUGUGGAAUUUCAGACCUGUAACUCCUUCUCCUGCAUGGAUUCUGUCACUGGAGAAGACAAACGGGAUUUUCUUUGGUUUUUUAAUGUCCGUGUUUUCUGGAGCUGCCUUGGUAUGACCUGUGGAAAGUGGGUUUUCUGUCUCUUUCUGUAUAUUUGGAGUUCUAAAGGAUUAUUAGCCUGGUUAUUUAAUAUAUUUAUGGCUUUUCCCCACUGUAUCCCUGGUGCUUCCACGCUGUGACCGUGGUGGCAGCUUCUCCCUGGUGCUGGGAGUGCUGGAGCUGCUCCAGCCCCUUCCCUGCCCCUCCAUCUCCGUGUCUGGGUGGGAAUUCCUGGGGUCACCUGUGGCCUGGGAAUUGUCACCUCAUGCACUGACCAUUCCAGUGACUUUCCCUCCCUGGCAGCAGCUUUUGUUCCCUGGGUUUGGUCUGAGCAGCUCCUUCCCUGAACUCCGAGCAGGGUUUGUGAGUGUUCAGCCUCAGGUGGAGCUCCUGGAAUUCCAUGGGAUGCUCGGGGUUCCUCAGCUACACUGGGAAUUAUUUAAACUUGAAGCAAACCCUGCCUUUCCAAUAAAAGCUGCUGUUGUACAAACUGCUGCUUCGGGUUUAUUUUUAAUUUUGGACCUGUAUUUAAUUCCAGUUCUCAGCGUUAAAAUAUGAAUGUUGUAAUUCUAUGAAGUGAUCAGAAAAAUUCUCUUUUUAUUGUGAUUCCUCUCCUGCCCUCUGGGCAAACGUUAUUUCUCUUCCAGAAGUGGUUUUGUGAUUAUUAGUUGGAGCUGUUUGGGUUUGUUCUACACUGGAGUCAGUGCUGGUAUUUUAAAUCCCAUGAGAAUAAGUGUUAUUAAUUGACUUUAUACCUUGUUUACUCCCUUGAUUCCUGCAAUGAUUUAUAAAUCUUGUGUUGAGAUUCAAACCUUGUGUUCAAUAAAGAGCUCAUUUUGUAUCUGA